AUGGGUGAUCGCGGGGGUCGUGGCGGUAGAGGUGGAGGUCGAGCUGGAGGUCGUGCAGGUGGCCGAGGAAGGCCUGUCGGUCGUGGUGCACCGUAUACGGGUGCCGAGUAUACGGAGAUGAUUAUUUUUUACGGCAAGGCAGGGCGCAAUGCUAACGAAGCCGCGCAUUUGUACGCGGCUGCGUUGGACCGCAGGAACCCGCCUGAUUUAAGGCGUCCGGAUGCAAAUGUCAUUUUGGGAGCGGUACAUCGUGGUCGAGAGAACGGCAACCUCAUUCCCCUUGCUCAUCGAGGUGCUGGACAAGGAGUAGUCGGUGCUCCACGUGUUGUACGCAAUGUGGAAAAUGAAGAAAAUGUAUUAGAGUGUUUAGAAGAGGAUCCGACUAGGAGCAUUAGAAACGUGGCAGGCAUGCUGAAUCUAACCUACUCCACGAUUGGUCCAGUACAAAUGCCCAAUUAUUUGGGCGCUGAUAAUUACGUAGACUUCCUGCAAAAUCAGCUUCCAAGAUUGUUGCGCCAUAUACCUAAUGAAGAUCGGCAAACAUAUGGUAUCAGCAUGAUGGAGCUCCCGCUCAUCGAGCUGCUGGAGUGA
Phymastichus coffea is the source of this 591-nucleotide messenger RNA. RefSeq lists its product as uncharacterized. Bases 1 to 591 code for a protein of 196 amino acids. The transcript has 2 exons. The record is from RefSeq and is a predicted model, not a curated record. NCBI's taxonomy places the organism in Eukaryota, Metazoa, Arthropoda, Insecta, Hymenoptera, Eulophidae.